GUAAUCGAAGUCUGUGCCUUUAAAGGCUUGAUGAAAUAAUUGAACCGUGAUGGUCUCAGCGCUCGUGAACAGAGACUGCAUUUUUGCCAAACCCCUCUAGACAGGGAAAUCCAUGCCUCAGGAGUAAACGAGAAGCAAGAACAUCCGAAAACGGGAUAUUUUCUUACACGGGAAUGCAGAUCGCUUCUCAUCUUAUAUGCGACAAGUAGCCUAAGAUACCACGUAACAUUUCCACAGCUGCACCAUUUUCCCCUCUAUCCAAAUCAACCGUUGCUGUCGCGGGAGGUUCUCUAGUUUACCACCGAAAAGUAAAACAGGAUUUUUCUUUUCAUCGUUAAGUCGCUGUUGUCUUUUUUUAUCGGACAGGCUGCAUAUGAUGUUUUAGUCGGAGUCAAGUCCAGCUGAUUAAGCGAAUGCAAAGCUACUGGUGAAGAGAAGAUGACGGCCUACCAACCGACUGUGAUUUUCUACGGCAGUGGAUUCGGAAACCACAAUAAGCGGUGGGAAAAGAUGCACGUUAGCAAGACGCGCACCUUAUAAAGACAUUGGAAUGUUAUUCGCCGACAGCGCGACGAAAAACUCUUCUAAGCCUAUCCUUUCGCCUCGAAAUAUAAUGGAUUAAAAGUCGUCUGUUAUUCUGUAUGUCUGCUAUAAAAUGAAGAAUUGCAAGAAUAUAAUUUUUAGCAAUUACCUUAUUAUAACGUGUUGGAUUUAGAAAGUUGUUUACAUUUUGAUUGCCAGUCAAUGGAACUAUGUACGAAUUUAAAAUGCCAACUGUUUUCUUUGAGGUACUGUAAGGCGAAUGACUAUCCAGUGAUUUACAAGACUUUUUGGAUGUCACCAUUUUAACAUGUUUGAGACAUCAGGCCGGGGAACCAGGUUUGCUUGAUGUUGGAGCCUGGAAGUCGCUGUCGACAGUGUGGCUGCAUAGAUGGCGAACACAAGCGAUCUUGGGGAAAGCAAUCCUUCGCUCCAAAAUUAUGCCAUCACCGCCUCUGCAGUGAAACUGGCCUCUCUCGGUCUAAUCAUUUGCAGCAGCCUGGCCGGGAACAUACUGCUCUCGCUUUUGGUGCUGAAAGACAGCUCCCUUCACAAGACACCAUACUAUUUUCUCCUCGACCUGUGCUUUGCGGACAUCAUCCGUUCGGCCGUGUGCUUUCCGUUCGUCAUGAUUUCGAUCGUUAACGGUUCUGUGUGGAGCUACAGCGUCAUCAGCUGCAAGAUUGUCGCCUUCAUGGCCGUGCUGUUUUGCUUCCACAUCGCCUUCCUUCUCUUCUGCGUUAGUGUCACGCGUUAUAUGGCUAUUGCACACCACCGCUUCUAUUCCAAACGAAUGACUCUGUGGACGUGCGUGGCUGUCAUAUGCAUGGUGUGGACCUUGUCGGUUGCCAUGGCGUUUCCCCCGGUGUUUGAUGUCGGGACGUAUAAAUUUAUUAGUGAGGAAGAACAAUGCAUAUUCGAGCACAGAUACGUGAAAGCGAACGACACACUGGGUUUUAUGUUGAUGCUUGCCGUUAUUGUGGGCACGACGCAUGUUGUGUACAUCAAAAUGCUUUGCUUUGUUUACGACCACCGUAAGAUGAAACCAGCCCAGCUGAUCCCGGCUAUUAGCCAGAACUGGACCUUUCACGGUCCAGGUGCGACAGGCCAAGCGGCUGCCAACUGGAUUGCGGGCUUUGGACGCGGUCCCACCCCGCCGACAUUAGUGGGCAUCAGGCAAGCCUCGCAUAACGCCAACAGGAGGCUGCUCGUCUUGGACGAGUUCAAGAUGGAGAAACGAAUAGGGAAAAUGUACUACAUGAUCACGCUGGCGUUCCUGCUGUUUUGGGCCCCGUACAUUGUGUCGUGCUACGUACGCGUGUUCGUGAAGGAAAGCGCCAUUCCACAGGUUUACCUGACGGCGGCCGUGUGGCUGACGUUCGCCCAAGCGGCGGCGAAUCCAGUCGUCUGUUUCAUUUUCAACAAGGAACUAAGGAUGCGUUUCAGAGCUUGCUUUCCUUGCUGUUUGACUACACAAACACCAAUGGAACCAUAUUGUGUAAUCUGAACGAAGACACAGGCCAAAGACACCAUAGAUUUUUUUUUACCUUUUGUUGAAAUGCUUCAUUUUUAUUUAUCAGAGUUCUCACGCUUGUUAACACGUUUUUGAUCUCGUUGGGUGGUGUCGGCCUUCUUGACCUAAUAGGUUACCAAACAUAUUUCUACAGUACAAAAUCAUACAAUCACAACAAGCAAAUGCAGUAUUUUCAUGUAAAAUAUGUAAAAUUUAUUUAUAUUCUCAAGUCCUUUAUAUUGCAUAUGUAAUAUAUUUGUU
Messenger RNA from Electrophorus electricus (electric eel), 2314 nucleotides. RefSeq names its product G protein-coupled receptor 27 (gene gpr27). Gene Ontology annotation, molecular function: G protein-coupled receptor activity. Gene Ontology annotation, cellular component: plasma membrane. The record is from RefSeq and is a predicted model, not a curated record. Gene Ontology annotation, biological process: G protein-coupled receptor signaling pathway. NCBI's taxonomy places the organism in Eukaryota, Metazoa, Chordata, Actinopteri, Gymnotiformes, Gymnotidae.